UUCAUCAUUAGUCAUUUCUAUCAAAGGCAUCGGGAGUGUAACUUCAACAAGUCUGCAACUGGAGCCCUUUCACCCGACUAUAUACCGACUAUGGUGGAGAGUGUGUUAAGUUAGGAACAAACUGAGUAAGUGCAAUUGAGGAUUCAACAACCGCUGUUUAGACCUCACAUUUUCUCUGAUAACAUGGGAGGAGUGUGCGUUUGUUGGACUUGCAGACCGGUGUGGCCACUUUUUAUUCUUCUGGCUACAAUGCCGUGUAUGUUGCUCUGCUCAGACAGUCCUGCAGUAGUUGUUGGCAAAAUGUAUCCACGCGGCAACCACUGGGCAGUAGGUCAUUUGAUGGGAAAGAAGAGCAUCGAGCACCUGCCUGACCGCGACUACCUCACACCCUCAGAAACAGCCGGGGUCACAGAGCGACUUCUGGAGGCUCUGAUGCAACACAAGAACCAGAAACAGACGAUGCCACAAACUGCAGACAUGCUGCUUCGGCUGCACGGCGACAGAGACAAAUAUCUCAGAGAGAUGUCAGACCUGCUUCUUCUGGUUUUGAGACUGCGGGACAAUGACUCCACCUGAAUGCAAGACUUAACUCAUAAAAGUCAUCAAUAUAUCUAAAGAUAUGCAUCAUAAUCACAUAUUCAUUCAAAGUGUAUAUUUUUGUUCUGCUGUAAGAGUACGCUGGAAACCAUAUAGAAGUUUAUUUUAUCACUAAUUUGAAAUGUUUGAAUAUGCACAUAAUGCAGCAGUUUGAUUACAGACUGACAUGACGAGGUUAUGUUACAUGAGCUGAGAAUGCUGAAUAAACUUAACGUUGUGAUAACUGCAUUAUCAUCAUGC
Molecule: messenger RNA, 837 nt
Organism: Cottoperca gobio
Lineage: Eukaryota; Metazoa; Chordata; Actinopteri; Perciformes; Bovichtidae
Gene: grp
Product: gastrin-releasing peptide
Exons: 3
Coding region: 184-576 (130 amino acids)
Biological process (GO): neuropeptide signaling pathway
Molecular function (GO): neuropeptide hormone activity
Source: RefSeq, a predicted model, not a curated record